AUGGCGCCUGCAGAAUUGGCAGAACUCAAGAGGCAAAUAGAAUAUCUGCUUGAGAAGAAGUUUAUCUGGCCUACUGCGUCACCGUGGGGAGCUCUGUCAAAGACGAAAGAAGAGCAUGUUGAUCACUUGAGAGUUGUGUUGAAGAUACUCAGAGAUCACCAGUUGUAUAGGAAGUUGUCCAAGUGUGAAUUUUGGCUGGAAGAGGUACAAUUUCUUGGACAUGUUAUCUCUGCUAAGGGUAUUGCAGUGGAUUCGGCUAAGAUUGAGACGAUGCUUAAGUGGGAGAGGCCUAAGACAAUGACAGAGGUGAGAAGUUUCUUGGGCUUGGCAGGAUAUUACAGAAGAUUUGUGGAAGGGUUCUCAAAGAAGGUGAAUCCAUUGACACAGCUCACAAGAAAAGACCAACCAUUCUCUUGCACUGAAAAGUGUGAGGAAUGCUUUGAAGACAUGAAGAGGUGUUUGACUACCGCCCCAAUGCUAGUAAUUCCUGAUAUUGAGAAAACAUUUGAAGUGUACUAUGAUGCUUCAUAUCAAGGGUUGGUGUAA
Vigna unguiculata (cowpea) is the source of this 546-nucleotide messenger RNA. The record is from RefSeq and is a predicted model, not a curated record. NCBI's taxonomy places the organism in Eukaryota, Viridiplantae, Streptophyta, Magnoliopsida, Fabales, Fabaceae.